Molecule: messenger RNA, 1541 nt
Organism: Varanus komodoensis (Komodo dragon)
Lineage: Eukaryota; Metazoa; Chordata; Lepidosauria; Squamata; Varanidae
Product: L-amino-acid oxidase-like
Exons: 7
Coding region: 1-1479 (492 amino acids)
Biological process (GO): amino acid catabolic process
Molecular function (GO): L-amino-acid oxidase activity; polyamine oxidase activity
Source: RefSeq, a predicted model, not a curated record
AUGGCCACCUUUGAGAAUACAAAUGCUGCCCAAAAGCAGGACUGGAUGAAGUGUUUCGAUGACCCGGACUAUGAGGAUCUGUUAAAUAUUGCCAGAAAUGGACUGGAAAAGUCUUCGACGCCAAAGACGGUGGUGAUAGUUGGGGCAGGAAUAAGUGGACUCACAGCUGCCAAGCUGCUGAAAGAUGCAGGACACCAGGUACACGUUUUGGAAGCCAGUGACCGUGUAGGGGGGAGGAUUAAGACGUAUCGUGAGAAGGACUGGUACAUUGAUUUGGGGCCUAUGCGUCUGCCCAAGACACACAGAAUCAUUCGUGAAUACCUUAAGAAGUUCAACCUCACAUUAAACCCAUUUGUCCAGACGGAUAAGAAUGCCUGGUAUUUAAUCAAAAAUAGAAGGGAAAAGGUAGGAACUGUGAAUGCAAAUGCCAACCUGUUUGGAUAUCAAGUGAAUCCAGAGGAAAGGGGAAAGUCUGCUGAUCAACUCUACGCGGGAACACUGGAUAAGGUCACAAAGAACUGCACGAUUCUGAAGGAGAAAUAUGACUCGUAUUCUACCAAGGAAUACUUAAUUAAAGAAGGAAAUCUGAGCAGAGGGGCAGUGGACAUGAUUGGUGACCUCUUGAAUGAAGAUGCGGGAUUCCAUAUUUCCUUCCUUAACUCUGCCUUGGAAUAUGUGACGUUCUUUGACGAUGGCAGUUUUGAGGAAAUCACGGGUGGCUUUGACCAGCUCCCACUGGGCUUCCUGCAGGCGAUGCCCAGGACAGUCCACUUUGAUAGCAGAGUUGAGAAGAUUGCUCACUUCGGCAAGAAAGUGCAGGUGUCUUUCCGCAAGCCGGGCAAAGGUGCCUUGUCAAGUCUGGUGGCCGACUAUGUCCUCGUCACAGCGACUGCAAAAGCCACGCGACUCAUCAAAUUCCAGCCCCCUCUGUCCCAUUCAAAGGCCCACGCCCUGCGCUCUUUUCACUACGCAAGCUCUACCAAGAUAGCCUUGGUUUGCACAGAGAGGUUCUGGGAGAAGGAUGGGAUCCGAGGUGGGAGGUCAAUUACGGACCACCCAUCCCGAAUUAUCUACUACCCAAACCACAACUUCCCCAGCGGGCUGGGGGUGCUCCUGGUUUCUUACACCUGGAAUGAUGAUGCCGACUUUUUUGUGCCUUUGAGUGACGAAAAGUGCAUUGAUGUGGUGAUGGAUGACCUGGCAGAAAUCCACCAAGUGAGCAAAAAUUACCUCAGAUCUGUUUGCACCAGGCACGUGAUACAGAAAUGGGCCCUGGACAAGUUUUCAAUGGGGGCCUUUGCUUCCCCCACCCCUUACCAGUUCAGUCAUUUUUUCAAGACUUUGUUUCAGAAUGAAGGAAGGGUGUAUUUUGCCGGGGAACAUACUGCCCACCCUCAUGCCUGGAUUGACACGGCCAUGAAAUCUGCUAUCAGGGCAGCGAGUAGUAUUAACCUUCGAGCCAGCAAACCCACCCUGUAGGAGCUGCAGAAACAGGCUUGGGUGUUGUCGAUUGUUCCUGGAAUAGGCGCAUCAGCUCCUCU